AUGUCAUCAACAUACUAUGACGAGAAAUCUGGAUUCAGAUUGCAGAUCCACUUUGAGCCAACACUUGGAAAUGAUUUUCAAGCAAUUAUUGAUGAAUACAAGCCUAAAGUUGCAAAAGCACUUGAUUUGAUCAAGAGAAUGGAAAAUGGAGAAAUUGUCAAUCAUACAGAAGUUAAGGAAGAGAGUGAAGAUCGUAUGGUUGAUCACUACAACCUUCGCAUGGAGAAGGAACUUGUAAAAGGAAAAUCUCUUGCACAUACACUCGAAAUGUGGGAAGAAACAAAGAAGUUUGCUGAAGAUGUUCUUAAUGGUGUUAUCAAAACAUCUGCUGGCAAGAAGUAUGAGACAAUCAUCUUCAAUGGUAUUGGUGGUUCAUAUCUUGGACCAUUGAUGCUUAUCAUUGCCAAGUAUGGUAUGGAUUUCAAUACAACAUCUGGCCUUCCAAUGAAGAUCUAUUUCAUCUCCAACACAGACUCAGAUAUGUUCCAUCAGAUCACAUCUAACAUCAAUAUUGAUGCUUCAAUUAUGGUUCAUCUUUCUAAGUCUGGCUCCACAUCUGAAACAGCAGGAAAUGCUCAGACAUGGAUGAAACUUUGCCGUGAUAGAAACCUUGUUAUUGGAGAACACAAUGCAGCUGUUACAAUCAAGGAUUCUCUUCUUGACAAGAUCGCUCAUGAAAAUAAAUUCAUUCGCACAUGGCACAUGGAAAUUGAUACAGGUGGUCGUGUUUCUGUCAGCUCUGCAAUUGGAUUCGUUCCAUAUGCUUUUGCACGUUGUGAUUAUGCACAAUUUAUUAAAGGCAUGUCAUACAUGGAUACAUUAACACGUGCUGAAGGUGAGAACCCAGCUGCUUUACAUGCUACAGCCAUUGAUGCUAACAAUCAUAAGGUUGGCCACAGAAACAUGAUUGUUCUCUGUUAUAAUGAAUUCAUGAGAGAAUAUGCUCAUUAUCUUCAGCAACUUUAUAUGGAAUCUCUUGGAAAGCAAUUCAAAGUGGAUGGAAGUGAAGCACGCGCUGGACAGACUGUUUUCGGUGGUGUUGGUACAUGUGAACAACAUUCUUUCAUGCAGCAAGUUCAAAAGGGAAUUGCUGAUAACUUUGUUAGAAUGAUUUUCUUCGAGAAGAGAGAACACGAUUAUGCAAAUGAACAAGCUGGAUCAAUGGGUAGACAAUUGCUUGCCUUCCUUAUGGGAACACAGAAAGCACUCAUCAAGAAUUCACAUUUGGUAUGA
This is a messenger RNA of Trichomonas vaginalis G3, 1233 nucleotides long. Its product is annotated as glucose-6-phosphate isomerase protein. The transcript has a single exon. Gene Ontology annotation, biological process: glycolytic process; glucose 6-phosphate metabolic process; gluconeogenesis. Lineage: Eukaryota; Parabasalia; Trichomonadida; Trichomonadidae. The record is from RefSeq and is a predicted model, not a curated record. The coding region runs from base 1 to 1233 and encodes 410 amino acids. Gene Ontology annotation, molecular function: carbohydrate derivative binding; glucose-6-phosphate isomerase activity; monosaccharide binding. Gene Ontology annotation, cellular component: cytosol.